CAUCAUCACUUUUGACCCCUCAGUCCACACCUAACCCUCCAACCUCAAACAAAGUAACAAAAACCCAUUUUUUCCUCUUCUUUGCAUCAUCAUUCUCAUUCCUUCUUUCUAAACUAACCAACUUUUUUUCAAACAAAUUCGAUUCUUUCUUCAUUUUUAACCUAAUUUUCUUUUCGAUCCAAAAAAUGGCUCUCUCGCGCGUUGUUGCUCAAUCGUCGCAAUCGAAUCUUCUGAAACCCCUAGCGUCGUACUUAUCACUACGACGCCGUUCGGUUUCGACUUCGUCAGACCCACUCACGAUAGAGACCUCGGUGCCCUUCACCUCCCACAACUGCGACGCGCCGUCACGCGCCGUGGAGACCUCCUCGGCGGAGCUCUUUGCGUUCUUCCACGACAUGGCGCUGAUGCGGCGGAUGGAGAUCGCGGCGGACUCGCUCUACAAGGCGAAGCUGAUCCGCGGCUUCUGCCACCUCUACGACGGUCAGGAGGCUGUCGCCGUCGGCAUGGAGGCCGCCAUCACGCGCAAGGACUGCGUCAUCACCGCCUACCGCGACCAUUGCACCUUCCUCGCCCGUGGCGGAACCCUAAUCGAGAUCUUCUCCGAGCUCAUGGGCCGCCGCGACGGCUGCUCCAAGGGGAAAGGGGGAUCCAUGCACUUUUAUAGGAAGGAAGGUGGCUUCUACGGUGGCCAUGGAAUCGUUGGGGCGCAGGUUCCGCUUGGGUGUGGCUUGGCUUUUGCUCAGAAGUAUUGUAAAGAUGAGAAUGUUACGUUUUCUAUGUACGGUGAUGGUGCUGCCAAUCAGGGCCAGUUGUUCGAGGCGCUUAACAUUUCCGCUCUUUGGGAUCUCCCCUCCAUUUUGGUCUGCGAGAAUAAUCACUAUGGAAUGGGGACAGCUGAGUGGAGAGCUGCUAAGAGUCCUGCUUAUUACAAGCGUGGGGAUUAUGUUCCUGGAUUGAAGGUAGAUGGCAUGGAUGCUCUUGCUGUGAAACAAGCUUGUAAAUUUGCAAAGGAGUUUGCUUUGAAGAAUGGUCCCAUUAUUCUUGAAAUGGACACAUACAGAUACCAUGGCCACUCCAUGUCUGAUCCUGGCAGCACAUACCGUACACGUGAUGAGAUUUCUGGUGUGAGACAGGAGCGUGAUCCAAUUGAGAGAGUAAGAAAGCUACUAUUGACUCACGAGAUUGCUACUGAAAAGGAGCUAAAGGACAUUGAAAAGGAAAUAAGAAAAGAAGUUGAUGAAGCCAUUGCCAAAGCAAAGGAAAGUCAAAUGCCAGAGCCAUCUGAUUUAUUUACCAAUGUAUAUGUAAAAGGCUUCGGUGUCGAGGCUUGUGGCGCUGAUAGGAAAGAAGUUAGAGCUAUUUUGCCCUGAUGGAAAACUUUUCCUUUGAAUUUCUUUUCCUUAGUUUUGGACCGAUCAAAAUAAUGAAGAAUAAAAGGUUCAGAAGAUCAUCUCUGCCUAUUUGUUGAGCUUUCCCCAAAUUGUAUAUGAAAUUGAUUCUUCAGUAGCAAUGGGGCGGAAAUUAAUGUUUUGCCAUGUAAUUUUGGAGGAUCUAACACUCAUAUGACCUCAAUUGAUUAAGCAUGCAACUAGUGUCCUGCAAAUUUGGAGGAUUUCGUUAUGCAAAACCUCCAUGAUUGGCAAAAUUUUGCCAUUAUUUUAUUUUUAGGUAUUCACAAGAUUGUGUUCCAAUUGAAACCAUUUUUUGGCUAUAAGAGUCUUUGGACAGUUAAAAAUUUGAUGCCUGUACAUUGCAGAUUGAAUUGGUGAUACAGGUUGGAUUAUGUUAUUUUCUUUUUCUGUUCUUUA
This is a messenger RNA of Glycine soja, 1808 nucleotides long. RefSeq names its product pyruvate dehydrogenase E1 component subunit alpha, mitochondrial-like. Gene Ontology annotation, molecular function: pyruvate dehydrogenase (acetyl-transferring) activity. The transcript has 8 exons. The record is from RefSeq and is a predicted model, not a curated record. Gene Ontology annotation, cellular component: intracellular membrane-bounded organelle. Lineage: Eukaryota; Viridiplantae; Streptophyta; Magnoliopsida; Fabales; Fabaceae. The coding region runs from base 186 to 1370 and encodes 394 amino acids. Gene Ontology annotation, biological process: pyruvate decarboxylation to acetyl-CoA.